GUUGGGCAUGCGCACUACUUGUCCCCUCCAGACUGCCGGGUUUUUCCCGCCCUUUACUGGCCUCUGGAGGAGGCUCAGAGUUCACGCCCCUCUAUGGGGAUACCUGCUCCGAGCCGGGGAAUGCGAGGACUAGUAGGUGGCAGACGUCCUUCUGGUCCUGAAUCUUAAGGGACAAAGGAUAAACUCUAGGACUGUUAACUCUUUGGAGAGCUGAGAGGCGGGAAGAGGUAGUGUGGGAGGGGUCAGAGGUGAAAGGUCAGAGGGCUGCGAAGGGGGCGGAGCGAGCCGGAGGCGGAUGGCGGCUGCGGCGGCUCAUCAUCUUUGGCGGCAGAGGCGCUGAAGCUGGGACGCGAGUCCGGCGCGUCCGGCAGUUGGAGGAGAGCGGCGGCCGCUCCCAACAUGCACAGUCUGGCGACGGCUGCGCCUGUGCCUACUGCACUGGCUCUGGAUAGAGAAAAGAUCUAUCAGUGGAUCAAUGAGCUGUCCAGUCCUGAAACAAGAGAAAAUGCUUUGCUGGAGCUAAGUAAGAAGCGAGAAUCUGUUCCUGACCUUGCACCCAUGCUGUGGCAUUCAUUUGGUACUAUUGCAGCACUUUUACAGGAAAUUGUAAAUAUUUACCCAUCUAUCAACCCACCCACCUUGACAGCACACCAAUCUAACAGAGUUUGCAACGCUCUGGCAUUACUGCAAUGUGUGGCAUCACACCCAGAAACCAGGUCAGCAUUUCUUGCAGCACACAUCCCACUUUUUUUGUACCCCUUUUUGCACACUGUCAGCAAAACACGUCCCUUUGAAUAUCUUCGGCUAACCAGUCUUGGAGUUAUUGGGGCCCUGGUAAAAACAGAUGAGCAGGAAGUAAUCAACUUCUUAUUGACAACAGAAAUUAUCCCUUUGUGUUUGCGCAUUAUGGAAUCUGGAAGUGAACUUUCUAAAACGGUUGCCACAUUCAUCCUCCAGAAGAUCCUCUUAGAUGACACUGGUUUGGCUUAUAUAUGCCAGACAUAUGAGCGUUUCUCCCAUGUUGCCAUGAUCUUGGGUAAGAUGGUCCUGCAGCUAUCCAAAGAGCCUUCUGCCCGUCUGCUGAAGCAUGUAGUAAGAUGCUACCUUCGACUCUCAGAUAAUCCCAGGGCACGUGAAGCGCUCAGGCAGUGCCUCCCUGACCAGCUGAAGGACACAACCUUCGCCCAGGUGCUAAAAGAUGACACCACCACAAAACGCUGGCUUGCACAACUGGUAAAGAACCUGCAAGAGGGCCAGGUCACCGAUCCCCGCGGUAUACCCCUGCCCCCUCAGUGAUCCUCCCUUGUCCCCUCCCAUUACUCCCCCAAGUUGGGGAAGGGAGGGGGAAACCCAUGAGGAAAACAGCUCAGGUUUUAUCGCCGACCGGGAAUAGACGACCUCAAUGCUGAACUGCACUGGAGAAAGGGGCAAGGUACUCCCACUGAGGGGUACGAGCUGCCAUCUCAGGCUGCCUUGAGGACCUGGGCUCCCUCUGCUACUCCCAGGAAAUGGGCUCCUGACACAGCGGUCUGCUACCACAGCCCAGGAGGGUGUCAACACCAGCAAAUGCUGUAUCUGCAGCAUGCCCAAGAUGACCCUUCUCCCUCACCUCUACCCAGCCACUGGCAGGGAGGGGAGACAGGGGUGACAGCAGCAGCACUCUAGGCAUGGUGAACGCCUGGGACCAAGCCAUGAGGCGUUUUCUUAUUUUGCCUUCCUGGAAGACUCAAGAUGUGUCUCUUCAUUCUCUCUCUCAGUAUUUGUUUACUUUGGUGUUUGUUUUUUUUUUUUUUUAAUCUCAGAGAGAGGUGUGUUUAGUGGACACAAGCUGUAAUAUUCAGCAAAACUUUGUCAGUUGGCACUGUUUACAAGUCUGUUAGCUGCAUAAGCUCAAUAAAAAGUUGGUCUGGGCAUUACAUCCCCUCUAGCAGGCCAAUAGCUGCAUGAGCUGUUGGGAGGAAUGGGAGGCAGGGGAAGGACAUAAAGCCAAAGGACAGCAGGAACCCAUCGCCUAGUUCCCUUCCCUUUCCCAUCUUCUACCCCCUGUUCUGGACGCCAUAAGGACCUUAAUUCUGGCUUUAGCUGCUAGUGUUUUCCUUCUUCACUUCCCUCCUAUUAAAAUAGAUGUCUUAAUUCAUCAGGCUGUCCUGGAAGGGUAUUUCAUUGGGGGAGGAGAGGCAAUGGUAGACCUCACCUUCAAGUCCUCAAAGAUAUUUUCCAGGUGGGCGUUCCCCUUGUGGUGCAGCGGAGAUAAUCCGACUAGUAUUCGUGAGGACAUGGGUUUGAUCCCUGGCCCUGCUCAGUGGGUUAAGGAUUUGGCGUUGCCAUGAUCUGUGGUGUAGGUCGAAGACAUGGCUCAGAUCCUGCAUUGCUGUGGCUGUGGUGUAGGCCGGCAGUUGCAGCUCCAGUUCAACCCCUAGCCUGGGAACUUCCAUAUGCUGCAGGUGCGGCCCUUAAAAAAAAGCAAAAAAAAGUUAUUUUCCAGGUGAUUUUUUAAAAGGAAGGUGCCUGGGAUUAAGACGAUAGGCUACUUGAUCCCAUUCUUUGCUUUAGUGUGAAUUUCUGCAGUUCUGUCUGUCUUCAUGAUUGUACUUGAAGCAUUAUUAGCUGAAUGAGUUAAUUUUAUUUGGAUUUAAAACGGAGGGCUGGACACUGCUUCUCAAUCUGUUUUUGGAUUUUUUUUGCGGGGGUCUUUUUGGACACAUUCCCUUUUGGUCUAUGGGAAUUAACAGGGUCGCCACUAAGACAUUUUCCACUUUUUCAUAUUGUGUUAGAGAAUCCCCUUCCUUCUUUGGAGCUUUAGAUGAUUGUAUUCACAAUCCAGAGGCUUGAAUCUGUAACCCGAUGUAAACUGCUUUCCUUUCCGGCAGUCCUUCACCCUGAUCACCUGCUCCGCUUGCUUGCUCAUUCUCUAAUCCCCAUCUCCAAUCACAAAUGGGAUUAUUAACCCAACUAGAGAGAGACCAAGUAUUUUCUGUCCAUAUCACACAUAAUUGAAGAUGUCUCUGAACACGUUUGGGGAGGGUCUUAAAGGGGCAGGCUCAGAGAAACCUUUGCAGAGGCAGUUUUGCCAACACAAGGGCUCUUUCAAGCCGACUUUCACAAAGGGAGCCGGCCUUGUUAGUUGGCUUCUGUCUCUUCAGAGCCAGGAAAGUACGAAUUAAGUAGCCUAGAAUUAGGAAGGGUGGAAUAAGCACUUACUCCCCUGCUUUCCAAAGUGAAGAGGAGAACCAGGCCAGCUCUCAAUGUCAAGCCUGAAGAGCUCGUGGAGGAAGCCAAAAACAGCGUGGACUGGAAAAGCAUCUUGACUCCCUUCAGCCAAUAGUUUAUGACCUGGAGGGUCCAACUGGGGUAACCCUGAUUUUUGCCAACCGCCUUCCUGCUGAGCCAAAGUUUUCUCAUUCUCCUUCCUCUAGGGAAGCAGCUGAGGCCCAGGGCCUUGCUCCCUGAGAAAUUCUCUUCUCCAUCUUUCGGUGCAUUGGCCAUGUUACUGUGCCAAUAGUGUCUUAAUUCUUGUUCCAUCUAUUCUCAGCUGGCUCUGGACCCCAUGUAGGAGUUUGGGGGAGGGGUGGAAAUGGGUAUUGUUACCUGUGGUUGAUCCUGAUGCGUGUAUAAAGAGACCCCCUCCCCUCAUUUUGUGUUUUCCAUCCCUCUCACUCCCUCAACAGGAUUGAAAUAAAACAUGCUUCUGUUUUUAAUAAUAAUAA
This is a messenger RNA of Sus scrofa (pig), 3707 nucleotides long. It is a transcript of the gene CNOT9, whose product is annotated as CCR4-NOT transcription complex subunit 9. NCBI's taxonomy places the organism in Eukaryota, Metazoa, Chordata, Mammalia, Artiodactyla, Suidae. Gene Ontology annotation, biological process: mRNA catabolic process. The record is from RefSeq and is a predicted model, not a curated record. Gene Ontology annotation, cellular component: CCR4-NOT complex.